Molecule: messenger RNA, 2103 nt
Organism: Malus domestica (apple)
Lineage: Eukaryota; Viridiplantae; Streptophyta; Magnoliopsida; Rosales; Rosaceae
Product: cyclic nucleotide-gated ion channel 1-like
Source: RefSeq, a predicted model, not a curated record
GACUCGAGUCUGGAGUCAACAUUAUUCAGAACAUUGACAUAUUUUAAGAAGCUCCUUUGGUCCGUUAAUAGUUCAGAGGAUCUUGCAUCAAAACUAAGACUGAGCUAUGGAGAACUCCAAAGAGAUGGUUGUGAGUAUUGCUGAACACUGUACAGCGGAGGCCAAGAUGAGGAAACUGUUCCUUGUGAUAUGGAAGAGGAUAUUUAUAAUAUCAUGCGUCUUUGCUCUUUUCCUAGAUCCUUUAUUCUUGUACAUUCCUAUCAUCAAUGAGGAUAUCAAGUGUCUCAUGUUGGACAAGAAGUUGAAGAAUACAGCUCUUGUUUUGAGAUCAUUCACAGAUCUCUUUUACAUAGCGAACGUUGUCAUUCAAAUUUAUUUUGAACCUAAAGCUCGGCCAUUUAGGGUGAUGGGGAAGUCCUAUUGCAGUACGAUAGUUUUGACCAAAGGAGCGACAUUAGUUGAGGACGCUCUGGAUUUGGCCAAGUGGAUUUGGCGAUCACACAUCCUAAUCGACAUUCUAGCCCUUCUUCCCAUUCCACAGGUACUAAUUUUCAUUUUCUUCACAAAUAUGAGAGGCUUCAGGUCAAGGAUAGUUCUAAACUCUCUUGUUCUAUUUCAAUAUGUGCUGCGGGUUCUUCGCAUCUACUUAUCGUGUAAACAGCUUGAGAAUCAUGUUCAGUCUGUCUUCAAAUUCUUUACGUUCAUCCUUGCAAGUCAUGUAUUUGGUGCCCUUUGGUACUUUUUCUCCAUUCAACGAGUAACAGAUUGCUGGCAAUUUGCAUGUCGGAGUACAAAUGGGUGUGAAGCUAGUUCUUUUGACUGCAACGAUCAUCCGUUUAGAAAUAUCACACUUCUAAAUAGUUUAUGUCCCAUAAAUCCACCUAAUGCAACACUCUUUGAUUUUGGUAUAUUUCUUGAUGCCCUUCAAUCUGAUAUGUUGAGAUCAAGCGAUUUUCCACAAAAGUUCUUGCACUGUUUCUGGUGGGGUCUACGAAAUCUUAGUUCUUUUGGCCAAAAUCUCCAGACUAGUACCUAUGCAUGGGAAGACCUCUUUGCAAUUUUCAUCUCAAUAAUUGGCAUGCUUCUCUUCUUAAUAUAUCUCAAUGGAAUUAUGCAGACAUAUAUGCUGUUGUCAACUGAAAGAUCAAAGGAGCAAAGGAAGUUGAUGAAAAUGGAGAGGAAGAGAGGCCCAGCGAUAGCAUCAUGGUUACAUAACAACGACAUCCCGUUAAACAUGAAUAAGAUGAUCAUGUCAUGUGCACUACGGGAACUUGAUGCGAACAAGGAUGUCAAUGUCGAGAACAUCCUCUCUGUUGGUCUUCCCUUAGAAUGUCUCAAACUCAUCAAACGCCAUCUCUGCUUGGCUACGCUGAAAAGGGUGCCAGUGCUUCAAGCCAUGGAUGACGAAGUGUUGAGAAAAGUUUGUGACGGUUAUCUAAAGCCAAUGAUCUAUAACGAGAACAAGUACAUUAUUCGGGAGAUGGAACCAAUUGAGAAGAUGCUCUUCAUCACGCAAGGCACGGUGCGCACCUACAACACUAGCAACAGUGGUGGAGGUGGUUUCUCAAGGACUAGCUGCCUUGAGAGAGGUGAUUUUCACGGGGAAGAACUUCUAAAUUGGGCAUUGUAUAACGUUAAUGUUGCCUCCUCUUCCGAUGACCUGCCCAUCUCCACUAGAAUUGUUAAGUGCAGCACAAAAGUUGAAGGGUUUACCCUCAUGGCCAACGACUUGAGAAGUGUCGUCUCUGAAUUUUGGACCAAUGACAUCGACAACCCUCUCUCUGUGUCGGGCACCCGCUAGGUUGCGAAAUCAAUAUGCUAAGACUUGUGGCAUAUUGAUUUCGUAGUACACCCCGUCUUGCACUGAAUACUGUCUUCCCAGGUGCAUCCACAAUGUUUAGAAAUUUUUCAAUAUGAUCUGAACAUGAGAUGACAUACUAAUUUACAAAUUAUGUGAUACAUGUAUCAUCUGUAUUCUCGUCAUCAUAAAAAAAUUUCUCCACAAUGUUGGAGGUAGAUUCGGAUAAAAUUCUAAGAUACAAAUUUACUGCCACCAUUACAUCUCGGGCCGUUAAUAAAGCUGUAUGAAAAAGGUUUGGUACA